Messenger RNA from Drosophila sechellia, 1427 nucleotides. Its product is annotated as salivary glue protein Sgs-3. NCBI's taxonomy places the organism in Eukaryota, Metazoa, Arthropoda, Insecta, Diptera, Drosophilidae. The transcript is spliced from 2 exons. Gene Ontology annotation, molecular function: protein tyrosine phosphatase activity. The record is from RefSeq and is a predicted model, not a curated record. The annotation marks the transcript as partial.
GCCACGUUAAGAACAAUCUGGCGCCAGUUGAGCGAGCUUAAAGUGCUAGUUGGAGAGUUUAAACAGCGGCAAAGACAACGAUUUUUUUGUUAGGUAAUACCACAUUACUAUGGCAUAAUGUCACCGCUCUUCGGUCGCACGUUCCGGAGUGAUAAAAGCCGGGGAGACGGGGUUUUAAACAUAAAAAAAAUGCUCGAGAGUGAUGUAAAGACCAUAAUCACAUGCACGUUCCAGACCCCAUUUCUCAGUCGAGUCACUGACCCAUAAAAGCGGGGAUCUCCAUGUUCAGCGACAUCAGUUCCAUCGGCAACAUGUUCCACCCAAGGUCUCAGUCCAGCUCCUUAGCUCUACUCCUGACUUUCGUCCUGGCUUCCGUCGGCGUUCAUGGGGACUACGAUUGGUAUGGCGAUUAUUCGGGCUCUGAACUGGACUAUAUCUUUGCGGAUGUCAACUAUGAUGCAGUGUGCCCACCAGGUGGUUAUGCUGUCUGCGCCACCGAUGGCUAUAACUACCAUCCAUUCUCGAGCAAGUGCCGUCUGGACUCACAGAACUUGAAACUGUUGUUUGCCGUAAAGAAGGAACUCACCCAAACUGACCUGAGCUACUGUCCCUCAUAUCCCCCGCAGCCGUAUGGUCCGCCUGUUCCUGCUCACGGCUAUCAUCCGAAGCCAGUUCAGAAUUAUGCCCCGGUUCGGUAUUCCUCAUCGUCUGGCCAGAAUUCGUAUGCCUAUGCCGCUGCCAGCGGGCCCUAUGGCGCCAAGGCGGUGGCUGAGGCUCCGGGUCCGUAUCCUGUGGCUUCUCCCUCCUAUUCCGUCUCGUAUCCCGCCGCUCCGUCUGCCUAUGCCCCACCCCCUGCCAAAUACCCAUCCCCGCCCCCGUCCUAUCCCGUUUAUGCCAAACCAGUGCCGGCCUAUGCUGCUGUUUAUAGUUACGCUGGAACCACCAAGGCGCCAUCUACCGGAUCGACUACGACGUCCGCCACUACAGGCACCACAAAAGCCAACAGAUACCCUGGAUACCCCACCAAAUACGCAACCACCACAGCGGCAACAACCACAGCAGCAACCACUACUUUAGCAACAACUACUGCAGCAACAACUACUGCAGCAACCACUACUGCAGCAACUACUACGGCAGCAACAACAACUGCAGCAACCACUAAGGCAGCAACAACUACCGCAGCAACAACAACUGCAGCAACCACUAAGGCAGCAACAACUACCGCAGCAACAACAACUGCAGCAACCACCAAGGCAGCAACAACUACUGCAGCAACAACUACCGCAGCAACAACAACUGCUGCAAUAACUGCAGCGGGAACAACUGCAGCAACAACUACUGCAGCAACAACUGCAGCAGCAACAACUGCAGCAGCAACAACUGCAGCAGCAACAACUGCAGCAGCAACAACUGCAGCAGCAACAACA